AUGAAUUCCCAGUCCCAACCGAACGGUGGUCCGCCGCAAAGUCACUACCAUCCGUACGGCUCGAACUCGGCUUCCCCCGUGCCGCACACCCAGAUGGCCUUGCCUCAGGACAGUACUUCUGGGGGAAUGCAAACUUUACCGGGUGGACAGACAAAAAGACCCUACCGGCAAAGGCGGAAGGAUCCAUCAUGCGAUGCAUGUAGGGAACGGAAAGUCAAGUGCGACGCGACUGAGACGGCAUCGUGCAACGAGUGCAAGUCCCGUGGGGUCAAGUGCCAAUUUACGAAAGAGACCAAUCGACGAAUGUCCUCCAUCAAACAAGUGCAGGAUCUCGAAAAACAGGUUUCUGCUUUCAAGAGCCGGAUUCGGGAGCUUGAGGGCCAGUUGUACACGGUGGGCGCUGUGGGAAUCAAUGGCGCGGCUCGGGAGACUCUGUCGAUCAAUUUCCCGGAGAUCGGGUCCAUGCCACAGAGAAGACCUCAACCACCGCCGGCGGAGCCAGGUAUUUCAACAGUUCGGAACCACAUUCGGGAUUACUGCAGAGGAGUGUUCAAGCCACCUCCUCCCUAUCGACAGGCCGGCCCAAAGAAGCAAGAGUCGCCGAAAAGUGUCGUGUCGCCGAAAAGUGUCGCGUCGCAACACCUACCGCCUAAUCACAUUGGCGAAAUCCUGAUCAAGCAUUAUUACGAAACAGUACACUCGAUAAUACCCAUAUUGCAUUGGCCUACGUUUGCUGGGGGAUAUGAUGAAGUCAAGAUGAAGAAAGAUAUCACGGCGGUGUCUCCGGCGACAGCAUCGGUUCUGUUUGCUGUCUUGGCGUUGGGAGCGGUGUAUACGACGGACCCGGAGGUCAGGAAGCUGUAUCCCGACAGCGGCAAGGGCUUCAUCGAGCAGUCACGACAACUCGUUGAUCUUUUUAAUGACGAGUUCACGAUUGAUCACGCACGAGCGGCGCUGCUGACCAGCAUCUACCUCACCGAGCUUAAUUGUAAGUCGGCAGCAUGGACGUGGCUGGGGUCCACGGUGCGAAUUGCACAGGAUAUCGGUCUGCAUCGAGAGAGCGGCCCGUGGCCGGUUGUGGAAGGAGAGAUGAGACGCCGGGUUUGGUGGGGAAUCUACGCUUGGGACCGCUUGCUCUCCGUGGAACUUGGCCGUGUGCUCCUGAUUGAGGACCGAGAUUGCGACAUUAGCCUGCCAUGUGCGCUAGACGAUCAUUUCAUCUUCGACUCGAACGUCACAAGCAACGGCAACGGCCUGAACAGUCAUAACCAGGCUGGCUCGCAUUUCCUGCUGACUACCAUUCACGUGGUGCGCAUGAUUAGCGAGUUGUUGCGGACAUUACAAUCAACCAUCAUAUCACCCCAGGCGCUUAUCGCAUUCGAUUCGCAUUUUGGAUCGUGUCAAACCGUUUUCCCGGCAAAUUGCCAAAUCUUCCAUCCACAGCCGCUGGAGCCUCGGCACUUGUCGCCCAUCCUCCAGUUACAGAACUGUCGAAUCGUGCUGCAUCGACACAACAUGUCGACAUAUUGCCCCCCUGAGGUUCGGGCCGCGGCAGUGCAGUCAUGCGUGCAGGUCGCGAAGGAGACGGUGCAGCUUUUGAUUCGCGUACGGAAAUAUCAGCCGCCCAGCCCAACCACCUGGUCGGAUGCGGUCGCAUCGGCAGCCACCACGAUGGUUUGCACGCACAUCUGGCGUUGCAUGCUCUUCCUCUGCUUUAGCGCCAAUUAUGAAGAGGCCCUCACGUGCGCACAGAUCUCUGCUGCCGUGGGAGGUUUCCGAGAGGUCAACAUCGCUUGCGGGAGGUUCCUGUACGGGUUUCUUCGGCAGUUGGCAAACAAGGUCGCCCAGGGCAGUGAUCUGAUGAAGGAUGAGAUGAUCAUUGCCAUGGUCUCCGGAGAUGUCCAGGGCAGCUCCGAAUCCGCGUGGAUCUGGGACGAGAGCGAGACGGGAAUGGAUUCCAACGGCAAAGCGUCCGCAUCUUCCUCGAAUGGAAAUGAAACGGCUCAAUCUGUUGCCGAGAAUCCCGUGACGCUCUCGGAGCAAGAGAAGCGGGAGUGGUGUGGCUGGGACCGCAUCGAAUUUAUCAUCCGACAGUUGCAGAGGGAGAAGACACAGCGGGAUUACCAACAGCGCCCGCUUCAUCCUCCACUGGUCUGGGAGCCGCAGAUGGACCGGAACCACCGUUUCGUCGACGAUAUCGAUCAAAAUCACUGUUUCGUCGACGAUGUCGACCAAAACCACCGUCUCGUCGUCGACCGAGCCGAUCGAGACGUCAUGCCCCCGGCACCGCCUGCUAAUAAUCCGAGCGGAAGCGCUAGGAUUUCUAUUGCCAACAUCAUGUAG
Tricharina praecox is the source of this 2343-nucleotide messenger RNA. Its product is annotated as fungal-specific transcription factor domain-containing protein. Gene Ontology annotation, biological process: regulation of DNA-templated transcription; DNA-templated transcription. Gene Ontology annotation, molecular function: DNA-binding transcription factor activity, RNA polymerase II-specific; zinc ion binding; DNA binding. The transcript is spliced from 4 exons. NCBI's taxonomy places the organism in Eukaryota, Fungi, Ascomycota, Pezizomycetes, Pezizales, Pyronemataceae. Bases 1 to 2343 code for a protein of 780 amino acids. The record is from RefSeq and is a predicted model, not a curated record.